CAAAAAAAAAAAAGAGAGAGAGAAAUUUUGUCCAAUGAUAUAGUACAAGACGCCAGACUUGACAGGUCUCAUAUCCUGCUCUCACCAAUUUCCCAUUGUAAUUGAGCUUUUGCUGGGAAAUUGGAAACCAAAAGAUGAGCUGGUGGUGGUCUGGAGCUAUAGGCGCUGCCAAGAAAAAAAUCGAUCAAGAUGAUGCCCCAAUACAGAAGUAUCAAAGCGUUGCACUAAUCAUCGGAGUCACCGGCAUCGUCGGCAACAGCCUCGCCGAGAUCCUCCCUCUCUCCGACACCCCCGGUGGUCCUUGGAAGGUCUACGGCGUCGCUCGCCGUCCUAGACCGUCCUGGAACGCCGACCACCCUAUUGAGUACAUCCAAUGCGACAUCUCAAACCCUGAAGAUUCGCAAUCCAAACUCACUCUUUUCUCUGACGUCACUCACGUUUUCUACGUGACUUGGGCCAGUCGAUCCACAGAGAUCGAAAACUGUGAAACCAAUGGGGAAAUGUUCAAAAAUGUACUGAAUGCUAUUAUUCCCAAUUGCCCCAAUUUGUCUCACAUCUGUUUGCAAACGGGUCGAAAACACUAUCACGGCCCGUUUGAAUUGUUCGGAAAAGUAGGACAUGAUACCCCACAUCACGAGGGUUUGCCCCGUUUACCCGUACCCAAUUUCUACUACACUCUUGAGGAUAUUUUAUUUGAGGAGGUGAAAAAGAAAGAAAAAUUAACAUGGUCAGUUCAUAGGCCCGGGUUGAUAUUUGGGUUUUCACCCUAUAGCUUAAUGAAUAUUAUUGCAACUCUGUGUGUUUAUGCAGCUAUAUGUAAACAUGAGGGGUUGAAAUUGAAAUUUCCAGGAGUUAAAUCAGCGUGGGACGGGUACUCGGACUGUUCAGAUGCGGAAUUAAUUGCAGAGCAUCAAAUAUGGGCGUCAGUGAAUCCUAAUGCAAAGAAUGAGGCAUUUGAUGUAAGCAAUGGGGAUGUGUUUAAGUGGAAGCAUUUGUGGGGGAUAUUAGCUGAGGAAUUUGAAGUGGAAGCUGAAGAAUUUGAUGAAAAGAAGAAGAGAUGGAGAUUGGAGGAGAUGAUGAAGGAUAAAGGAGAAAUUUGGGAUGAGAUUGUGAAGGAGAAUGGAUUGGUGCCUAAUAAAUUAGAGCAAGUUGGAGGUUGGUGGUUUGUUGAUAUUGUUCUUAGUGGAGAGUGUCCUUUGGAUACUAUGAACAAGAGUAAAGAACAUGGCUUUUUGGGUUUUAGGAACUCCAAAAAUGCCUUCAUUUCAUGGAUUGAUAAAGUGAAAGCCUACAAAAUUGUCCCUUAAUUAGUUUGAUUUUCUUUACUACUCAUAUAAGUUAAAGUUGUGGGAUAUAUGGCUAAGUGGAUGUAAACUUUUAAGUUUAGUCCUCUAUUACACUUGAACACCGAAGAAAAUAUCAAAUUUUUGUAGAAGCCAAGUGGAAGGAAAAGUUUAAAGAGAUAAGACAAGUCCAGCAAGAACCAUUUUCCAUUUGAUGAACAAGUGACUGGUGAAUUUGCCUGGAAGAGAAAACAAUAUACCGAAUAACACAAAGUGAAAGGUAAAUAUUACUCCACUUAGUAUAUUAGAAGUAUUCACUUUGCCAAUUAUCGUAUACAGAAAAUGAAAGGUAAAUAGUAUACCAGAAGUCCUUGUGAUCAAUUGCCAUAUUCCGAAAAUUUCGCCUAUUUCUGUUAUAAGUAUUCAAUUUGUCAAUUAGAUGAACGAGUUACUUGAAAUUUUUGCCCAAUAGGCCUAGAGAAAGUUCCAAAUCUUUUUCACCCAAUGGAAACUGAUUCUCACACAAUACUACCCACUAUUCACUUAGACGUCAGUUGUGUUGAUAUGCAAUCAGUUAUACUGAUCUCA
Molecule: messenger RNA, 1871 nt
Organism: Nicotiana tabacum (common tobacco)
Lineage: Eukaryota; Viridiplantae; Streptophyta; Magnoliopsida; Solanales; Solanaceae
Product: (S)-8-oxocitronellyl enol synthase ISY1
Source: RefSeq, a predicted model, not a curated record